GCAUCGAUCUGUUGCUGGUGGCUGCCCAUGAGUUUGGCCACGCCCUUGGUCUGGGCCACAGCGAGAAGCCCAGCGCCCUCAUGUACCCGUGGUAUAUGGGCUUCGAGGGAGAGUUUGAACUGCCACACGAUGACUGGCAGGGCAUCACCAAUCUCUACGGCACAGGCAUCAAGGACCGAACAUUCCCAGAGAGAGAAAAAGGCAAAGUGAAGUAUAAGCCCAACGUGCCCGACGGCAAACCCGUGUACCCAGAGCCCACUUCCCCCACCGCGGGAGACGGCCCACCAGACCCCUGCAACAGCCACAUCGAUGCCCUGACCGUCAUCAGGACGGAAAUCUUCUUGUUCAUCGGAAAGUGGUUUUGGCGUUUGGGACCUCAGAAGCUCAUCAACAAGCCGGUGGAGAUCCACAAGUUCUGGUACGGACUGCCCAAAGAUCUGGAGAGAAUUGAUGCUGUCUUUGAACGUCCUGACAACAAGAUCGUCUUCUUCUCUGGAGACCGCUUCUGGGUGUUCAACGCCAACCACCUUCUGUCCAGGUUCCCGGUAGAAGGUCGACCAAUCACAGAGUUCAACAUUCCGGCCGACGUGAAGAAGAUCGACGCGGCCUUCCAGUGGAGUUACAACAAACGGACGUACCUGGUGAGCGGAGACAUGUACUGGAAGAUGGACGAGAACAACAGCUUUGUGGAGUACGACUACCCGCGCGACAUGGGCACCUGGAAGGGCGUGCCAGUCCCAGUGGACGCUGCCUUCAUGGAUCAAUCCGGUACAACGAUCUUCUUCCAAGGUCUGGACUACUGGCAGUUUUACGACAUGAAAAUGCGAGUUCAGAGGGGUUACCCGAGGCGGAUUUCCCAUUACUGGUCGCAGUGUGCGGAGAACCUCUCAGAACGGGAAGAGAAUCUUGCACUGGAAAGGGACAGAAAUCUGGAGGUGAAGACGAGUCCUCUUGACAAAGGAGAAGGGGAUACGAACUUGCAGGAUGCGGAGCCACUCAACAGUGAUGAUGGCUCCACCAAGAAAGACGAUGGAAAUGGAUGCACUUUUCUGUACCUUAACAGUCUGAUGGUGAUCCUUACAUUAUUAACGCACUAUGUUUAGAUCAAGGAAUUGUUUUGUGGUCCACAAAAUGUUCUGUAACUUGUGGGGGGAAAAAAGUUUGGUACUGAUUUCCCCACCAAACUCUUUAUCCCUUUUCAAAGUCCAUUGUUGACCCUAUUUGUGGUAGUAGAGUAUUCAGAUUAGCAGAAAGCUGCUUAAUAGACACAUGGGCAACAGUCCUGACUCACAAAUAAAGGUCUGAUUUUGAUAAUUUAUUUUUACUCAUUCUUCCUUGUCAUCCGACAUCUUAUGGUGAUUGUAUGCAAUCUGUGACUGUUUCUACUCCUUUACAAAUUGUUAAGAAAAUAAACAAGCAAUAUGUGUUAACGUCUACAAGGUAACAAAAAAUAAAAUAGGUCCUAUAAUUUUCUGGAACUUUUCUAUGAGAAAAAAUGUCUGAGUAACUUUUCUAUGAGAAAGAAAUGUCUGUGUUGGUUAUUUUGUCAGUUUUCUGUACCUAGUAGUGUUUUUUUAUGGGUUCAAUGGUCAGAGCUCUGUUGUCAGAGCUGAAAAGGAGAUGCAGACGACAUUUGACAAAAAUGUAAUUUUGGUUUCAAAGUUAGUAACAAUCCAUCCUCCAAUGUAUUCCAGUAUUGCUCUUGUGACAACAUACUUUGGAUGAAACCUGCUUACAUACAAACAAAUCUCUGUCAAUGGACUUUUUAAAAAGCCCUCAAUUCCCAUUAUCAUUAGAUUUCCUUUUGUAUAAAUACAAAUAGAUGCUGGUCCAGAAAAACUAGGAGUGUUGUGUCGUUUGAAACUUACUCUCCAAACCAUUUCUUUCCGUAUAUGUGGGAGGUUUCAUUUUCAAAACACCUCAAUAUUUAAAGGAGUUUUACUUAUUUUAUUAAAGCACAAAAUAUAAGAAAAAUACAUUUGAAGGGAGGCAACUACUUUUUUAUAGCUUUUAUUUUUAAGGCAAGCAUAUGUCAUAUAAAGUGAUAUACACAGGUUGCUGAAAUAGAGAAAUGAAUUGACAGGUAGAUGGGGUUUGUGGUAUCAACCAAAUUCACUCAUCCUCUGACAGUAUUCAUCGAAUAAAGCAAACAGUCGAACGAUUCGAUUUUAAUAGAAAAUAGUAUGUAAUACAGAGAGCAUUGUACAUUUUCUUUUCCAAACCAUAUUUAUACACCAUAAUCAUUCUGGGUAGCCUACUCGGAGACCACGAAUGUUCUCAGUUGACACGGCACAAACUAAGCCACUAAUUUGUAGGACAAGAAGAUUCUCUUUGUCCUCUCGGUGAGAAAUACACAUUGCCCUAAGAAUUUUACAUCCGGAAAGCUUUUGGCUGGAAGUUCAGAUUACAGCAGAACUUGAGGUUCACAAACCAAACAGCAGAACUUAAGGUUCACAAACGUCUUUACGUAUGGAAAUACAUUUUUUAAAAAGCUGUUUAAUCGUGGGUUCAUACAAAAAGUUGUUUGCGAAUAACCCCCCCCCCCCCCGACCCUCUCAAUGUAUAAUGAUUUUGUUUUUCCCUAAAGUGUCUCCAGUUCGUUGUACAAACUGGCUUGUGCCUUCAGCGGUACACGGGGAAGUCACAUUGAUGAUUCUUUCUUGUAUACCACACCUUCAGCCUCGAGUUUUUUAAUGAUCUUUUAUGACAAUAUUUUAUGACUUGUAAAUUGACUGCAGAGACACCCGAUUCCUUUGUGCUUUUGUUUGUAAGGAGCUAUGUGCAAUGUUUGUUUUUUUCAUGGUCAUGUUGUAAACCUUUGGGGGUUUUUUGGUGGGGGUUUUUUCAUUGCUACAUUGUCAAUCUCAAUCAUGUUCUUUGUUUAUGAUUUCGUUCCAUUGAUCACAUUUCUUGUAGAGUUUCUACUCAAUUCUUGAUACAUUUUCAUUUCCCUGCACAUUUCAUAAGUGUUUUGGUACACCUGAGUAUUUUAUUGAUUCGCAUAAGUUUCUUGAAGUCGUGUGGUUGAAUUGGUUUGAAGUGCUUCUCGGAUCUAUGUUGCUUAAUAUGUAUACAGAUGCGCUGUACAAAUUUUUAUUUCAAAUGUAAGCUGUUUUGUAUGUCUGCAUAUUUAUUUUUAGACACAUAGGGGGAAGGGGGGUUGGGGACAACAGAAUUUUUGAUAAAACCACUUAUGGAAAUGCAAGAAAUAUUUUGUACUUAAAAACUGUAGUACAAAUUUCACAGAUAGCCUAAAAAUAUUAACGAGUAAUGGAUUGGGGAUGAGCAAAUAAAGGGAAAUAAAAAGUAUUUACUUUGAUUAUUUUAAAUACUUCAAAAUACCAUUUCUGCCCGCCAACUUGCCAGAGUGAUGAGGGCUGCUGUCUGCCAGAGCCACAGUAUUUACUGGACGUGUGCUGGUCAAAAGUUGGCUGUUGACCAUCAGUGCAUGGUCUGGUGGGUCGGUCACUCAUUCUCUUCAUUAUAUUAUAUACGGUCAAAACUUUCAGCCCUUCUUAACAUUAGCCUCUCUGUGGCACAUCAAUCAAUAAUAUAUGUUCUAUUUAAAGCUCUAUUAUUUAUGUAAAGUAUUCAUAUUUGUUGCUACAUACAGUUUUACAAUGAAAGUAUGAAUUUACACCCAUUACUUACUAGUCGGCCUGUGUACAAGUAUUAUGCCUGCCUGUUCAGCCUCCUGUCAUUGUGAUAAACUGUCCUACCACUUGUCCGCUAUUUAUUUUUGUGAACCACUCAUUCUACAUGUCAUAUGUCACUUUUUUUUUUGUAUUUUUUUUUCUUUCGGUCACCUCGACAUAUUAUUGUGUAGUAACAAGUUUUGUAUGAAGAGUUAGCUGUUGUCAGUCACUUCCUUUAGACCAUUAGGAGAAUUUGUGGCACGCUUCCCACAUUCAUGUCCAUUUUGUACAUUUUUGUAUUGUUUUGUGUUCUUCUUUUUCGAUUAAUUAAGAACAAUACUUAGUUCUGAGGAAGUAAUUUCCUAUCUCCAUGUCAACAUCUUUGAACCAUAGACGUAAAAGUUAUUGCAUGAGUUAACUUUGAGCAGCCGAGGACAGGCGUAGAAAGUGUUUAGCUCAAGAUCAUAUCCUGGUAUGUGUGAUGUGUAAAUGAUGAUUUUUGCUUGACGAUGAUAUUAAUUACGGCAUUAUAGCAGAAUCACUACAUAAUUUACAAGGCCUGCUAUGAUUUUAUUAUUGGAGUUCAGCCUUGUCUUUCAUGCAUGUGUCCUACUUGCUUUGUGUAAUGGCUUGGUGGAGCCUCACCGCUGUAAGCUGACAAAACGCUUUUUUCUUAAUCACAGCACUUUCGAAAUAAAGAGCUUUUUUGUCAGUGUAACCAUUUUAAAAGGCGUUCUUUCGAAAUUUGAAUUUUGAUUUAUUAUGAUAUUCAAAAACUAGUCACACUUUCAUUUUACCUUUUUCACCCAAUGAGGGUAAAUGAUCAGGCUUUCGAUUUAGCAAAUAAUUUGGGACCCAAAAUGAAAAAAGGCGUUUUGCCAGCUAAGGGCAACUCAUUAAGUAUUCAAACAUUCUCUGUUGGCACAGCUGAUAAUCUUUGUGUGUACUUUUAUAGGUGCGAGCCACUUUUGUCAAGUCUGUGUUAUACGGUACAUAUAGCGAAGCUUUUAGAUGAUCAGUAGAGCUUUUAGUCAUUAGUUAUUAACAGACUAGAGAAACAUACGGUAAAUCGUUGAAGCAUUUCAUCAGUUUAAUUUAAAAUGCAGUUGGAAUUUCUGAAGGAGAGAGAGUGAGAUUUGAAAUUUCUACUGUUGCUAAGUUUUGAAAAGAGAGGAAUUCUCAUUUUAAAAUCUUUUGUGAAAUUAUUGUAGUAGUACUCAUUGUGUCAAUUGCUCUCAUUUAUUCUUUUCUUCAAUUCAAAAACUAGCGUAAUAAAUCAGCAUGCAUAUAUACAUGAUUCAUAUAUUGUAGUGGCUGCCUUGUCAUAUUCAAACAAAUUUUCAUAACCAUGGCAUAAUAUGGACAGUUGGUCAAGGUUGUCACACUUCAGUUAGGAGGUAGCCUAUAGGGUACAGAAUGCUGUCAGUAUUUCAAUGGAAAGUUUUCACCAAAUAGGCCCGUGAUUCGCUGUCUCAUUUAUUAUUUCACCAGAAGUCAUACCAGAUCCAUUUUCAUGAUGACAACAGGAGUUAAAAAAUUACAAUUUUAUGGAUAUUAACAAUGUGAAGGAGCACAAGGUGACCAAUGCUGUAGAUAAUUCAUUUUUAUGGUAUAUUAUCUUAUACAAUAACGUUCUACCUGAACAAAGUACUUUUAAUGAUACAUUUUUUUUUUUACAGUGAGUACUAAGUAAAUUAUUGCAUGAAUGAUCCUAUGAUGUGAACGGUGCUAUUUACUCUACAAAGAACUUACAUUUAAAGUUUUGGAUUUUUCUAGCUCAGAAUGACUAUAUACAACCGUACCUUGUAACCGUCAACAUAAACUGACCAAAACCCACUCCAAAAUGUUUUGAAUUUUGAAUUGUUCUUAAUAAUGUGAGGGGAAAUAUUGCCCUUUUUCCUGAUACAAAACUCUGUGAAGCAUAGUGUGAGAUGUAUGAGCGAAUGUCCUUAUGUGUGCAACUGGUGCGUAGCCUACCGAUAUUUCAGAUGGAGCAAGGGAUUGGUGUUCCUACAUGAAUAUACACAUUCAUCUGAAAAUACAGUAGAAUAAGUUAAGUGUGCGCAACAUUUUAAAAGAACUUUUUCUGAAGUCAUGUUCCCAACUGUUAGAUCUAGUGACUAGAAAAAAAGUUUACAAAGUCUACUACUGUCUUUUCCUGUUACAAAGCUGAUGAUUUUAUGAAAAAAAAUUAAAUUCCCCGAAUGAGCAGUUUUAAUUUAAGGCCAUUCAAUGAAAGCCACUGGAACUACAUGUACUAGGGUCAACUGCUCGUGGUUUUGUUUGUUUUGAAUUAAUAUUUUCACGCUUAAUUUGUAGUAUUGUGUAGAAGGCAAUGUCUUUAAAUUUCAGCAUUACAAACAUUCAGCCUACUUAAUUAGAAAACAUUUUUUUUUAAAUGAUAGAUUAAAUUAUUAAAUUGUGCAUAAAUUUAUUAUUUUAGGUGUUAACGCUUUGCCAUCACAAGCAUUUUGGGGGAAAUCCAAAGAAACUUGGUGGUAAAAAUCGCAGAUCGGUGAGACGUGACGACAAAGUGUUAAUUCAAGGGUUACUGAGAUGUACUUCUGUACUUGAGUUUUGGCUUUUUCUGGUGUGAGCUUGUUGUUUAAGUUUAACCAAUUUUGUCUCUGUGCAGUUCAGAAAUAAAGAAAGCACGAAUGUA
This is a messenger RNA of Aplysia californica (California sea hare), 6297 nucleotides long. RefSeq lists its product as uncharacterized. Gene Ontology annotation, cellular component: extracellular matrix. Gene Ontology annotation, biological process: proteolysis; collagen catabolic process; extracellular matrix organization. Lineage: Eukaryota; Metazoa; Mollusca; Gastropoda; Aplysiida; Aplysiidae. Gene Ontology annotation, molecular function: metalloendopeptidase activity; zinc ion binding. The record is from RefSeq and is a predicted model, not a curated record.